Molecule: messenger RNA, 2091 nt
Organism: Fundulus heteroclitus (mummichog)
Lineage: Eukaryota; Metazoa; Chordata; Actinopteri; Cyprinodontiformes; Fundulidae
Exons: 4
Coding region: 382-2091 (569 amino acids)
Source: RefSeq, a predicted model, not a curated record
CUGUUUUUAUGUGUUUUCUCCAGGCCGUUAGGGGGCGCAUGUUUGCAAAGUUCGCUAAAUUGAGCCAGUUAAUAAGUAGAAGAAGAAGUGUUACAGGAAGCCAUCUUUCUUUACAUGAGUCAAGAAAUGAACAUGGUGUAUUUCUCAUCUGCACCCAUCCAAUCCUUUCCAUCCCUUUGAGUGGCAAUAUGAUUUCACACUUUUUUCGCAUUAAAUCCGUUCAAAUACAACACACGGCUGUUCCUUGGAGGAAGUGAUGCAAGAAAGAGUUUAGCUGGCUGUGAAUCUCAAUAUAGGACCCGCGGUCACAUUGGGUGCAACAGUACAGUGAAAUCAUAGCACUCUGCGAGGGACUACGGGUAGACGCUCUACUACUCAACCAUGGAAAAAUCAGAAGCUAAAGGUCGAAACGAUGAAGAGACAAAUUCAACCCACUCAGCAAAGUUUUCAAGGUCUUCAGGAAAACUGACUGUUAGAUCAGUAGCAACAGGCUCCAGCAGGUCAUCAGCAUCAUCGCGAGCAAGUAUGGCGGCAGCACGAGCACAAGCAGAAGCUCAAGCAGCGAAGGCCAGAUUAGCCUACGCUGAAAAGGAAAUGACAAUCAAAGUAGAAAAAGCCCGUCUAGAAGCAACUCUCGACGUAAUCAAUCUCCAAAAGGAAGCUGAUGCAGCCAUGGCUAAAGCUGAGGUAAUGGAGUCAGCAGCAGCUCAAUUUGACACAGCUGAUGCAGGACAAGAAUUGAGAUUUCUGCCCCUACAAACUACUCCAGAGCAAAAGGUGAGUGAAUACAUAAAUAAACAUAGUUACACUGACCUGGCUGAGGAUAAUAGAGAAACAUUUCAAUAUGAUGACGACACCUAUCAGAACGCAGAAUGCAAACAGCCAAUAGUGUAUACACCUUUUUUCCUAAAACAAGAACCAAUGCAAUACACGUUUGCACCUCAAGAUGCCAAACGACCAUCAAAAAGAGAUGUAAUUCCACAAACCCUCCACAAUGUGUUACAACCACAGCAGGAACAAAACCAAAAUAAAACUGCUGACACCACAACAAGUGACCUUGCCAGAUUUCUAGCUAGAAGUCAACUAUUGACUGGAGGACUGUCUAAAUUUGAUGAUAAGCCAGAAACCUACCUAAGCUGGAAAGCCACAUUCCAGAGUACCAUCAGGGACCUUGGUCUUACAGCCAGUGAGGAAAUGAAUCUACUGAUUAAGUGGCUAGGCACCGAGUCUUCUGAACACGCUAAGAGACUAAAAGCAGUUAACAUAAAGAAUCCACCUGCUGGUUUGUACAUGAUAUGGCAAAGACUAGAAGAGUGUUAUGGCUCUCCAGAAGCAUUAGAAAACUCUCUACGCAAACUCCCUGACAACCGUUCAUACGCCCACCAGCGGCUCAUGUCUCUACGACGCACACUUGACAAGAAACCCGAAAUGAAGACGCACUUCGUGGAAUUCAUGCAGAAAAUGUUAGACAACCAACAUGCAGAGCUUGCACCGCCUCGCAGCAAAGACAAAGAAGCCUGGUAUCUCCCAAUAUUUGGUGUAUACCAUCCGCAAAAGCCAGGAAAGAUACGCGUGGUGUUUGAUUCAAGCGCGCAGUUUAAUGGAGUGUCCCUCAACGACAUACUGCUUUCUGGCCCAGACCUAAACAACACACUUUUAGGUGUGCUGCUUCGCUUCAGAAAAGAGCCGGUCGCCAUCACAGCUGACAUUGAACAAAUGUUCUAUUGCUUUGUAGUCCAGGAAGAUCACAGAGAUUACCUUCGCUUCCUGUGGUACGAAGAUAAUGACCUUACCAAAGCAGUAAUGGACUAUCAGAUGAGGGUUCACGUCUUUGGUAACAGUCCCUCCCCGGCAGUGGCGAUCUACGGGCUGAGGAUGGCAGCAAGGGAGGCAGAAAGCGAAUAUGGAACUGAUGCACGAAACUUCAUAGAGCAAGACUUCUACGUCGACGACGCAUUAAAGUCUUUCCCAACUGAGGCUGAAGCCAUUGAUGUCCUACAAAGAGCCCAGAAAAUGCUCGCCCUCUCCAAUCUGCGUCUGCACAAGAUUGCUUCCAACAAAGUGCAAGUGAGCUCACCAUUCCUCGACUAG